AUGCUAACCAGUCCGCGCGACCUCUCUCCCUUCAAGGGAAAGCCCCUCUGGGAACCUGACGACGAGGAAUGGGAAGACAUAGACGCGAUGCACAUCUCUUCGACUUACAAAGCCUCCUUCAGAGACCCGGGACGAUGUAGUCCGCAGAAGACAACAAAUGCUAGCACACUGUUCCGCUUCAGUGGCACCAUCACAUCCUUCCUACCUUUCUCCCCUGCCAGACUCGCCGCAGAAGCCCGUCUGCGCGAUGAAGAAGAGCUGCGAGACAGAAUAGAGGAGCUGGACAACGCGUACUAUUCCGACCCUGCCGGAGACGUCCACGAUACUGUCGUGGCCUCCACAUUUCUGUCUGGAUCUCAAUACUUUCGCCAUGAACAAGCUGGAAGUUUUGCCCGCGCUCCACAUGUCAUCGAUCUGGAACGGUAUUUCAAUACUCAAGACCCAUUAGUUGGAGCUGCUUACCCGCGUCUUUGUAGUGCAGUCGCUACGAUACUUAGUCACACGAACAGAGACUGUUUAGAAGCAUUUCUUGAUCCGCGAGUCGACGAAUUUGUGUAUCGGAGGGAAAUGGACAGGAGUACUGCAGGAAAUACUCUUGUAAUUAGGAGGAUGGGGAACAGUGUUGUUGCUGGUUCCUACCGUAACCUAGGCUUCUCGUUAUCAUGGACCUUGUACGUCAGAGCAUCGUUCAGCGCCACAGGCCUCUGGUACGAAACCUUUGCGUCGCCCGUCGCGGGCUCAAGUCCCAUUAUAAACGGAGUACCAGCUUGGGAUACCUUCAUACCAAUCAACGCGCCAUUUUCUUUUCCCGUCUCCUCGCCGUUCCUCCCACCACCGUCAUCAUCCCAGUCGCAACAAUCUACCCUGCCGUUGGAAUCCUCGCCUCGGAAGAUACUCUUAGCUAGUCCAACUUCACCUCCGCAGUGGACGCAGGGUCCGAAGAAAGACGAUGAAAAAGAAGACGAUACCAUUAAUCCGACAGACGAGAAGUUUGUGCUAUACCAAAGCAGGGUGCUGGCAAGGUUCUUUCUGAGAGACAUGUGGAUUAGAUUCGAGGGACGGUAUGAGUGCAAGGCCACGUGGGAGGUUGAUGGGGCAGUUAGCGAGGUGAGGCUAAGGAGGGCUGUCGUGGGGUUUCCUGGGGACAAUGACGAUGAUGGAUAA
Molecule: messenger RNA, 1164 nt
Organism: Alternaria burnsii
Lineage: Eukaryota; Fungi; Ascomycota; Dothideomycetes; Pleosporales; Pleosporaceae
Exons: 2
Coding region: 1-1164 (387 amino acids)
Source: RefSeq, a predicted model, not a curated record